CGAAGUAGAGACUAUGGGAUCGUCUCACUUUCCCCCAAACACCACUUUGGGAGGGAGGGCGAGCAGGCGUGAGUUUCUUUCCCAAGGCUGGUAUUUUGCAAACGAGGAGACUUUGCUCUUUGGCAUCUUAUUGGCAAUCACAGGAAACAUUUUUAUCAGCAUCUCCUUGAAUCUGCAGAAAUAUUCUCAUCUUCGGUUGACCCAACAAGUCAUUCAGAAACCUUGUUACAGAAGCAAACUCUGGUGGUGUGGAAUUAUAUUUAUGGGAAUUGGAGAAAUUGGGAACUUCGCAGCCUAUGGAUUUGCUCCAGUUAUGGUUGUGGCUCCUUUAGGAAGUGUGGCUGUCAUUGGUAGUGCAGUUAUAGCUGUCUUAUUCCUAAAAGAAAAUUUUAGAUCUCAAAGUAUAUUGGGUGGAACAGUGAUGCUUGUGGGAAUGUUUCUGUUGGUGACUUUUGCGCCUCACGUUAUCCAAAAAGUUACAGCAAGGACGAUACAGAUCGAUUUAGUUAGUUGGCAGUUCUUGGUUUAUAUGAUCGUGGAAAUAGUAGCUUUCUGCAUUCUUUUGUAUUUCUACAAGAGGAAAGAAGCAAAGCAUGUUGUGGUUUUGUUAACAAUAGUAGCGCUACUAGCAUCUUUGACCAUCAUUUCAGUGAAAGCAGUGGCAGCCAUGUUGACAUUUUCUGUGAAGGGAAACAUGCAACUAACCUACCCUAUUUUCUAUCUUAUGCUCAUACUAAUGACAUCAACUUGUAUAUUUCAAGUCAAGUUCUUGAAUCAAGCAAUGGAGAUCUACGGUUCAGCAGAAGUCAUUCCACUGAACUACAUCCUCUCUACUCUUAGUUCUAUCCUUGCAGGAGCCAUGUUUUAUCACGAGUUCCAAGGUGCAGGCUUCCUGAGUAGUUUCAUGUCUCUGUUUGGGUGUUUUCUGACAUUUAUUGGCGUUUCUAUAAUAACCCAGAACAGAAGCAAGGAACAUUUGACAACAUUUUAUAUAGACUGUGGACACAUUCCUGGGAAGAAGAAGAGCGGCACAAUACAGCCAGAUUCAAAGAACUCAUCCUAUGGUUCUUUAUAUGAAGAAAGUAUCUCUCUCAAGGCUCCAACCAAAGAAUAA
Messenger RNA from Thamnophis elegans (Western terrestrial garter snake), 1114 nucleotides. RefSeq names its product NIPA like domain containing 2 (gene NIPAL2). Lineage: Eukaryota; Metazoa; Chordata; Lepidosauria; Squamata; Natricidae. The coding region runs from base 14 to 1114 and encodes 366 amino acids. Gene Ontology annotation, molecular function: magnesium ion transmembrane transporter activity. The record is from RefSeq and is a predicted model, not a curated record. Gene Ontology annotation, cellular component: membrane. Gene Ontology annotation, biological process: magnesium ion transport. The transcript has 11 exons.